UCUUUUUAUUAUAAUAUUUUACUUUUCACUUUAAACCCUGAUGACGGUACGAUUACAACAACAGCCACGGUCAAAGAAGAUAAUAAAGCCACCAAAACAUGACCGGUUCGCUCACAUUCAACCUCAAGGGAGUUGGGAGAUUCCACGCAAGACAUUUCAUUAUUCUAUUGGGUUUCUUGUACUGUAUUUAUUCAAGAAUGGAUUUGACUCCGCGGACACAUACCCUGCCCUGGUGGCAUUUUUGAGCAUUGUACUGGCUACGGAAGCUCUACGGUUUUCUUGGGACAGUUUCAACGUUUUGUACUGCAGAGUAAUGGGUUCGUUAAUGCGCAAAAGUGAGGUCAAGUCACGCAUCAAUGGUACGGCCUAUUAUCUGGUUGGCGUUCUCAUUGCAUUGUACGUCUUUCCCAAGGAUAUCGCAUCCUUAUCGAUCAUCUAUCUCUCGUGGGCGGAUCCAACAGCGAGCAUAUGCGGCCGUUUGUGGGGCAAGUAUACACCAAAGUACGGCAAUAAGUCGUUGGCAGGAACGCUGGGUGCAAUGGUAGUGGGUGCGCUUGUGACCUACUACUUCUUUUCCCAGUUCCUGACCGAGUCGUAUGACCCAGUCUCGAGCGACAUCCCAACCUAUGCACUGGCGUUAUACGGAGGUCUUGUGGCAGGAUUAUCGGAAGCUCUUGGGGACAGUGCUGGAUUAGACGACAAUCUUAUAAUCCCUGUUGCGAGCUCCAUAUUUCUCUGGGUCCCGUUGGUGUUUUUCGAACUGUAGUAAUCGAAGAGUAGCUUAUUCUCCCUUCCAUCUCACACGUCAUAUAUACACGCAUUCUCUUUCUCUCUCAUACACACAAAUUAGACAAUUGUCGUAUUAUGUAUCAUACACACACAAAUACUCAUUGCUGCAUUUAUCGUUCAUGUUUUUCUUGUUCUCUUU
Messenger RNA from Zychaea mexicana, 928 nucleotides. RefSeq lists its product as uncharacterized. Gene Ontology annotation, molecular function: ATP-dependent diacylglycerol kinase activity. Bases 41 to 766 code for a protein of 241 amino acids. Gene Ontology annotation, biological process: phosphatidic acid biosynthetic process. The transcript has 2 exons. Lineage: Eukaryota; Fungi; Mucoromycota; Mucoromycetes; Mucorales; Lichtheimiaceae. The record is from RefSeq and is a predicted model, not a curated record. Gene Ontology annotation, cellular component: endoplasmic reticulum membrane.